Ixodes scapularis (black-legged tick) is the source of this 1476-nucleotide messenger RNA. RefSeq names its product cytochrome P450 2U1-like. The transcript is spliced from 8 exons. Lineage: Eukaryota; Metazoa; Arthropoda; Arachnida; Ixodida; Ixodidae. Gene Ontology annotation, molecular function: monooxygenase activity; heme binding; oxidoreductase activity, acting on paired donors, with incorporation or reduction of molecular oxygen. The coding region runs from base 145 to 1377 and encodes 410 amino acids. The record is from RefSeq and is a predicted model, not a curated record.
CCCCCUACUUGGGUACAUCCCUUUUCUGGGAAAAAAUCACCACCUGAAGUUUGCGGAACUGGCCAAUGUCUACGGACCGAUUGUAAGGUUCAAGUAUGGAAUGGUGAACGUCGUCGUUCUGAAUGACUACGCCUCCGUCAAGAAAUGGCUCACCCACACCGCAUUCCACUCUCGGCUCAGAAACGUGUUCUGCACAAACACCGGCUUACUCGAACUUUUGCAGGUAUCGGAACGCUCAACGGAGAAGCGUGGCGUACGAACCGCCGAUUGUGCCUCGGUAUCUUGCGAGACAACGGUUGGAAACCGGCAGUCAUGGAAGAGCAGACCAAGGAGGAGUUGCAGUACUUCUGUGGAAAGCUUUCCCAAUACAGGGAUAAACCUGUGCCCAUAAAGCAGUUGGCGAUGACCAGCAUUGCAAACGGCAUCAUGAAAAUUCUGAUGAGCGUAUCGUACCCGUUCGGAGAUCCAAGACGAGUGCUUCUCGACAGACAGAUGGCGCAGGUGGGACGGGCGAUAUCUUCUUGCUCUCUGAUCGUGUGGGCACCAUUGUGGCUGUAUUCCCUCGUGGGCCGCCUGCCCUACACAAGUCUUCAUUCGAUGAGGUCCGGUUUUCAAGGGAUUGUUGCAUUCAUCAAAGAAAGAGUCAGAGAGCACCAAGAGCUGCUCGACGAAAACUCCAGCCUCGACUUCACAGAUGCGUUCUUGAAGGAGACGUGCGAGUACCGCAAGGCCCCGGAUUCUCACAUCAGUGUAAAGUACGCUGCCGGUCAUGUACUGGCUCUGCUGAGUGCUGGUACGAACCCUGUAAGCAGCAGCAUCGUUUGGCACCUUCUGAUCUGCGCCGACAAGCCGGGCCUGCAGAACAAGAUCAGGGAAGAGAUUGACAAAGUGAUCGGACAGCAACGAAUGCCGGCCUGGGGAGACCGUUACAACAUGCCUUUCACCAUGGCCUGCAUUUGGGAGACCUACCGCUGGAGGACGAUGAACCCAAUCGGGAUUCCAAGAGGCUGCGAGGAGGACGUCAGCAUCGAUAACUACGUGAUUCCCAAAGGAACGAUCGUGCUGCCAAAUCUGUGGGCAGUGCACAUGGAUCCCACGCUGUGGAAAGAUCCGGAAGCCUUCGACCCCUCCAGAUUCCUGACGGCUGACGGCUCGGGACUGAUCGCUAAGCCUGAGCACUUGGUGCCCUUUUCUGUCGGCAAACGAAUGUGCCCAGGAGAGGCGGCCUCCAAUAUGCAGAUCUUCCUGUACCUCACAGGGGUUCUGCAGAAGUUUAUCGUGAUGCCUGAAGAUGGUGUUGCAGUCGACUUGUCUGUGGACUGUGUGACCUUCAACAGCCCUAUGGUGCAGAAUUUGCGCUUCAUUCCUCGUUCAUAGACUCUAUAGGUUACGUGCAAUUUAUUUGGUUGUUCUUUUCGCGGUUGUUUGCCUCCAAGUUUUUAAUAAACUACGCCUAAUGGGUUUCUAGAUGUCUCA